Messenger RNA from Dentiscutata erythropus, 150 nucleotides. NCBI's taxonomy places the organism in Eukaryota, Fungi, Glomeromycota, Glomeromycetes, Diversisporales, Gigasporaceae. The record is from the annotation of a GenBank genome assembly.
AUGUCAGAUGAUUUUUUAAGUCAAGUUUUUGAACUAUUUUUUUCAAAGCCAUCUCUUAGUAAUUCUUUUCAAGUUAACUAUUCAAAUCUUAAAUCAUCAAUCUGGAUAUAUUUUGACAAAAAAAUAGCUGAAUAUUCUGGCACUAUAUAA